Chlorocebus sabaeus (green monkey) is the source of this 1140-nucleotide messenger RNA. It is a transcript of the gene GARIN6, whose product is annotated as golgi associated RAB2 interactor family member 6. NCBI's taxonomy places the organism in Eukaryota, Metazoa, Chordata, Mammalia, Primates, Cercopithecidae. Gene Ontology annotation, cellular component: nucleus. The record is from RefSeq and is a predicted model, not a curated record.
AGCGGAUGGUUCAGGUUGGGAAGAAGAGCAGUGGGACUACCAGUUCAGGUUGUGGAAUCAAAGAGCAAAGGUUGUUUUGAAGUGGAAUAUCAGGCUCAAAUGGAAGUCCCUCCCAAAUGAGCACUGACAUCUGUGUGCCUGGACAUCCACAAGGGCUCCAACAUCUGCGCUCCUGACAGCUCCAUGCACUAAGCAGGGCACAGUCUGGAUCCCGGGGACCAACUGUCUCUGGCAUUGAGCAGUUGGCAAUCAAUACCCUACCCUGUUCUGAGUCAUUUGGGGACAAAAAAGAAAGCCUGUAGAACACGACUGCUGGCCCACCUGCCAGAGUGGCCAAGGAAACAGGAUGCUCACUAAGGCAUGUUAAGGAAGGUGUGGAGCAGCUGCUGGGAACUGUCUUGAUAAAAGAAAGACAUGGAGGAGCAGUGUAUGUUACCGUAUUAUACUGCCCAAAGCAGCCCCGCAAUGGGCAUGUUUAAUACCUCCAUGGGGAAGCUUCAGCGGCAACUGUACAAAGGCGAGUAUACUAUAUUCAGGUAUGCACCCAUGUUUGAGAGCGACUUUAUCCAGAUCAGCAAAAGAGGAGAAGUGAUUGAUGUGCACAACCGUGCCCGAAUGGUAACAGUGGGCAUUGUUCGCACCAGCCCCUGCCUCACACUACCUGAUGUCAUGCUGCUGGCCCGACCAGCUGCUGUCUGUGACAAUGCCAGGUGUGGUCCUGCCACCCAGAAAACAGAUAGUCCGCCUGCAGAGAUCUUAGAACUAACCAGACUGCUUCCCUUGAUGUUUGUGAAAAUAACGAUCCACAACAGCAUAAAAAAACAGCUCCACCUGAAGCUUGCCACUGGCCGCUCUUUCUAUCUUCAGCUGUGUCCCCCCUCACAUGCAAGUGAAGACCUUUUUGUUCACUGGGAAAACCUUGUUUACAUCCUGAGACCACCAGUGGAGGCUUACAGUGGUACCAAAGCUAUCCUAGCUGGCAGCACAUCAGACUCAUCUGUGUUUGAGGAAGUGCAGAGAAGCCCAGUGGGAUAUGCCAUGAAGUUCUGUGAAGAGAAGGAGCAAUUCAGAAUCAGUAGACUUCACGUGAAUGCUGAAAUGUUUGGGUCCACCUAUUAUGAUUAUACAAUAGAGAUAUGA